UUCCGCGGCCUCCGCUUUCUUGUGUUCCAGCAUGGCAGCGCUGUGUGAGGGAUACACGUUGUGCGGACUUGUUCCAGCCCUAAAUCAACUGAGCUCUGAAAUUCAGGGAAUCGAAGAGGAGAGGGACUGCGACCAUGUGAUCAUCACUGAUUCCACCAGAUCGGUGACUCUGUACAAGGUGUCUGACCAGAAGCCACUGGGCAGCUGGACGGUGAAACAAGGACAAACCCUGACCUGUCCAGCAGUUUUCAACAAGCACACCCAUGAGUAUGUGGCAGUGUCCGACAACAAGGUGAUAAGAAUUUGGAAGGAAGACGACAUCCUUUUAGACAAGGCCUUCAAGGCGACGGUGUCAGCGGAUGUCCGGGCGGUGCACUGUGCACACGGUGGGGAGCCUGCUGUCUUGUUUCGGAGAGGAGCUGUGAGGCUGCUGGACUCCCUGCUCUCUGCUCCCCAGCAGCCUGUAGAGGAGAUCCUGGUUCCGGAGGAGGCAAUCAGGUGGAGCACCAGCAUAGUGGCAGAAACACAACAGCUGAUCAUCUUCACAACUGAGCUGAAUGGAGACCAUUUCCUCUACCUGCAGAGACUUAACCCCAACUCUGUGCAGAAGUACCGGCUGGAGCCAGAGGGGCCUGGCCUCUCCCCGCUCAGCUUCUGGGCCUCCUGCAAGGAUAAAAACAUCUGCCUACUUUACCUCUACCCCAACGGUCAUCUGUACCUGAGUCUGGUGUCUGUUCGGGGUCCAGCUCCUGAUGAGGGAGCUCAGGUUGUUCCCCUGCCUCGCGAUCAGCUGCUGAGUCUCCCCGUGGGCGAGGAGCCGCUGGACGCGGCGUCGGCCAUCUUCCUGGACGACGCCCACGUGGCUGUGGUCGGGGUUCCACACCCUGCUGCAGGACCUGGAAAAGACUUUCUCUGCAUCUGGAAUACCAAUUUUCAGACUCUUCAGGCUGCAAAGGAGAUGGCGGGUAAACUCUACGGACAGCUUUGGAGUUAUUCAAGCAAGUUGUUUAUUCCACAUGGAAAAGUCCUCUCCGUUAUACCAUUUGCAUGCCCCAGAUCCUCCCUCGCCUCCGCUCUGGGAAAACUAAAGCAGGUCAAGACUGAGGAGACUAAGCCUCCAACUUUGGUGCCAUCUUGGAAUACCAUUUUACAUGGAGAGCAACCUCCUAAACCAGUGGAGACAAGGAAGCCGAGAACGACCCGUAGGACGCAGUCAGCCCCCAGUUUAACGAUCGACCAAGUGCAAAACCUAAUUAAGACAGCACCAGCAGAAGAGGUCCAAAAAGAGGUUGAGAGACUCCUGUCCAGGCAGGACCUCCAGGACCUGCAGCCGUCGUUGGGACAGCUGGCGUUAGCCCUGGUGUCCCGGAGCCUGGCUGAUCCAGCGUUCUACUCUUCCAGCUCUCUAACACAGCUCGUGCACACCCAGUGCCUCUCCCACAGCGUCUGUCCUGACCUCCUGCCUCUGGCCCUUGAGAAGAAGGAUUAUUUUCUCUGCCAGCUCUGCUUACAGUUCUUCCCCGACAUACCAGAAGCUGUGACCUGCGCAUGUCUCAAGGCGUUCAUCAGUUUACCAGAGGCCGAUUCCGAGAAGUUGAAUCUGGAGCCCGACAGCGUCUCUUUUAUGGAAAUGCUGAUCUCUAAUGAGCAUGCUCAGAUGGGGUUGCAGAACGGUUUUAGCCCAGCGUCCUGCGAGGAAGGCCGCACGGACACCAUUGGUGGCCCACAGACUAAAGCAGAAGAAAAGGGAAACGCCUCACCCAAACAGAGCUGUCCACUAGGAUUACACAAGGCUGCUCUGAUAAACGAGGUCCUGCAGACGGCCUACAGUGAAACGUUCCUCCUUCCGCACCUGAAGGAUUUUUCCUCUGAUCACGUUGUGCUUUUCCUACAGUACUUGGAGUUUCUUUACCUGCGAUAUUCCACAGACAGUUUCUCGCAAACGCACGGCUGCAGAUCCCCCACUUUGAAUCAGAUCUUGGAUUGGGUGUGCAUGCUGUUGGACGCCCAUUUCACCGUGUUAGUAAUGACUCCAGCGGCCAAAGGAUUGCUGUUGAACCUCCAAUGUUUUGUUAGAUCUCAGGUGAGACUGUUUUCUGAGCUCGGAAAGAUCGAGGGCAGCCUGCAGCAGCUUAAUAGCAUGAAGAUGAAGAAGGACGUCGGACAAUACUCCAUCGAAGUCAUUGAGCUGUACUAGGAAGUGUUUCGAUCAGUUCCACUUUCCAACUUUUCUGAUCAAGUGGUUUUGGUGGGUGUAUAAACCACCUAAUAUGCUGCGUAUGUCCUAUAAUGUUUUUAUUUUGCCCCAGAUGCUUCCUGCCAUAUUGGGUCUCACUGUGAAUAAAAGGAAUAUGUCAAUCUAACACACUCAUUGCUUUAGUUGCAGAUGACUAAAAAUUUGUCUGUGAAUGUAUUUUUCAAUGGUGGGAUUGUAACCAUUCCCCAGGAUUUGAAUGUUUAAUUCAGUCUGCUCUUAGCUCUGACAGGCGUAUAGAUAAGUAACGAUAAAGCCUGCUCAUGGAACAUUGUGGUACAUUUUUUUUAAUGUACAUUAUCAGAACUUAAAUAAUGUCCACGACAUUAAGUAUCCCCCCCCCCCCCCCAUGUUUUCAGUGUCAUAACGCAAUAGAAAGCUUGUAAACCUAUUAUGAAUUAUUACUGUAUUUUACACAUAAAAGAAUUUUAUGUUGAUUAUAAAUGUCUUAAAAAAAACAA
Messenger RNA from Fundulus heteroclitus (mummichog), 2715 nucleotides. It is a transcript of the gene nol11, whose product is annotated as nucleolar protein 11. Bases 32 to 2197 code for a protein of 721 amino acids. Gene Ontology annotation, cellular component: nucleus; nucleolus. Gene Ontology annotation, biological process: maturation of SSU-rRNA. Gene Ontology annotation, molecular function: protein binding; RNA binding. The transcript is spliced from 18 exons. The record is from RefSeq and is a predicted model, not a curated record. Lineage: Eukaryota; Metazoa; Chordata; Actinopteri; Cyprinodontiformes; Fundulidae.